GACGGGUUCCACCAUAACCCCUGAAAUGUUAUUAACCACAGCAGAAUCCUCAACAUUUAGUGCCUCUGAGGUGGCUGGUCGCUUACAAGUCGAUGUACGCUCCGGACUCAAAUGGACCGAAGCUAAAUAUCGCGCUAAAAUUAUUGGUCACAAUGAACUCAAUGUUAUCGAAGAAGAACCUACCUGGAAGAAAUAUGCCGAACAAUUUAAAAAUCCUCUCAUUUUAUUACUAUUGGGUUCAGCGGCCGUUUCGGUAUUUAUGAAACAGUUCGAUGAUGCUGUGAGCAUAACAAUCGCCAUUAUAAUUGUGGUAACAGUAGCUUUUAUACAAGAGUAUAGAUCAGAGAAGAGUUUAGAGGAAUUAAAGAAAUUAGUACCACCCGAGUGUCAUUGUUUGAGAGAGGGUAGGCUGGAAACAUUUCUGGCACGUGAACUGGUGCCGGGAGAUGUGGUGUAUCUGAAUGUGGGCGAUCGAGUGCCGGCCGAUGUAAGGCUCUUCGAUGCCAUUGACUUGUCUAUAGAUGAGUCCAGUUUUACGGGUGAAACUGAACCGGCUAGAAAAUGUACGGAUUUGUUAUUGAAUAAUACAGGGAAUAAAGAUCAUACGAAUAUGAAAAAUAUAGCGUUUAUGGGUACUUUAGUGCGUUGCGGCAAUGGCAAAGGUAUUGUGGUGAGUACCGGUGAAAGAAGCGAGUUUGGUGAAGUCUUCAAAAUGAUGCAAGCCGAAGAGGCACCCAAGACACCUUUACAAAAGUCUAUGGAUAUUUUGGGAGCUCAAUUAAGUUUCUACUCUUUUCUUAUUAUUGGUGUUAUAAUGCUAUUGGGUUGGUUGCAGGGCAAACCCUUAACGGAAAUGUUUAAUAUUUCCGUUUCCCUAGCAGUGGCAGCCAUACCUGAGGGAUUACCCAUAGUGGUGACAGUUACCUUAGCCUUGGGGGUUAUGCGCAUGGCUAAACGCAAUGCUAUUGUUAAAAAACUACCCACAGUGGAAACUUUGGGUUGUGUUAAUGUUAUCUGCUCGGAUAAGACAGGAACAUUGACCAAAAACGAAAUGACGGUGACAGUGAUCAUAACCUCCGAUGCCUAUAUGGCAGAUGUAACUGGAGCGGGCUAUAAUGAUCAGGGUGAAAUACAUAUACGCAAUUGCAAUAACAUAGAAAUGGCUAAAGCUAAUAUAACUAAUCUCUUGGAAAUUGGCGCUGUUUGCAAUAAUGCCUAUAUACAAAAUGGCACCUUAUUGGGACAACCUACCGAAGGUGCUCUCAUUGCAGCUGCCAUGAAAAAUGGCAUGUAUGCUACCGCUGAAAACUAUGUACGUAUACAGGAAUAUCCCUUCUCAUCCGAUCAGAAAAUGAUGGCCGUUAAAUGUAUACACAAGUACAAUAACAAUAAAGAAGAAAUCUAUUUUGCUAAAGGCGCUCUAGAUUAUCUUUUGCCUCAGUGUACCAAAUAUCAAUUUGGCACUCAAACUAUGCCUUUGACUAAACAAAAUGAAGCGGAAUUUUUGGCCGAAGCUUAUGAAAUAGGACGUAAAGGUUUAAGAGUUUUAGCUUUGGCUAAGGGAAAAAAUUUACAAGAUCUUAUAUAUUGCGGUUUGGUGGGCAUAACAGAUCCGCCAAGACCUUUGGUUAGGGAAUCUAUAGAGCUGUUAAUGCAGAGCGGUGUGCGAGUGAAAAUGGUGACUGGAGAUGCUCAAGAGACAGCAAUGGCAAUUGCCAGUCUCAUUGGUAUCGAUACCAUACACCAUCAAACACUCUCGGGUCAAGAAAUGGAUCAAAUGAACGAACAUCAAUUAGACAAAGUCGCCAAUAAUGUGAGUGUAUUCUAUCGUGUAUCACCCAGACAUAAAUUGGCAAUUGUAAAGUCAUUGCAAAGGACUGGAAAUAUAGUGGGCAUGACUGGUGAUGGUGUAAAUGAUGGAGUGGCCUUGAAGAAAGCCGAUAUUGGUAUAGCCAUGGGUAAAAAUGGUACUGAUGUGUGUAAAGAAGCGGCCGACAUGAUAUUGGUCAAUGAUGAUUUUCACACUAUAAUAGCUGCUAUAGAGGAAGGCAAAGCUAUAUUCUAUAAUAUACGCAACUUUGUAAGAUUUCAAUUGAGUACUUCUAUUGCUGCCCUUUCCCUUAUAGCCUUGGCCACCCUAAUGGGCAUAGCUAAUCCUUUAAAUGCCAUGCAGAUACUAUGGAUCAAUAUUAUAAUGGAUGGACCACCAGCCCAAAGUUUAGGUGUGGAACCCGUAGAUCAUGAUGUCUUAAAGCAGAAACCACGUAAUGUUAAACAACCCAUGAUUACCAAAUCGGUGAUAGUUAAUGUUUUACUAAGUGCCAGCAUUAUUAUCUUGGGCACCUUGUGGGUAUUCCAAAGAGAAAUGGUGGAUGGUUCUUUGGGUAAGACAAAGCGUGACACAACUAUGACCUUUACCUGUUUUGUAUUCUUCGAUAUGUUUAAUGCUCUCUCCUGCCGCUCACAAACUAAAAGUGUUUUCACUAUAGGCCUAACUUCUAAUAAAAUGUUCCUAUUGGCUGUGGGCUUUUCCAUAAUUGGCCAAAUGUUGGUCAUCUAUUUCCCCCCUUUACAAAUGGUAUUUCAAACUGAGGCCUUAUCGGCCUAUGAUAUAUUAUUUUUACUCUCGCUUACCUCGUCAGUGCUAAUUGUGGCCGAGAUUAAGAAAUGGUUCGAAAGGACAAUGGAACGUAAAAUGUAUAAAACACGUUCCGAGUUGGAUUUCGUAUGACAAAACGAAAGCGCUGGAAGAUUGUUGAAUAAAAAAUCUAAUUAAAUUUCUUUAGACUAAAAUAAUACAAAUAAAAACAAGUAAUAAAACGUAUUUAAAUAAAAUUUAAACAUAAUUAAACAAUUUUGAGUUCUUGAUAAGAAAAUAGGAGGAGUUUUUUUUUUACAAAACAAAAGAAAAUUUUGAAAAAAAUGAGCGAGCAAGCAAAGGAACAUACGUGAAAGCAAAUGAGUGAGUGAGCAAGCAAGCAGAGAGCAUUUAUUUAAUAAAAAUCUAUUCAGUUCAUUUGUUAAGUUAUUGUUUUUAUAAUAAUUUGUUGUUUUUAUAAAAAGACCAAAUAGUAAAAGAGAUGAAAAACAAACGCAAAAACCCGAGAGAGCAUAAAUUAUGUUUGUUUAAAUGUAAAUUUUUUUUUCUUAUAAAUUCUAUUUGUUUAAAUUUAAUUUAAUGUACUAAUAACUAAUUUAAGGCAAACUUAUUUUAAAACAAAAUUUUCUGGGUUUGCAACAUCUUUGUAAUUUAUUUAUUAAGUUAAUGUGAAAAAAAGAGAGCAAUGUUUUUUUUUAAUAAUUUGCCUUUUUGUUUCUUUGUUUAUUAUACUUAAAUUUAUUUAAUUUUUUUAUUUAUAUUUCUCUUUUUUUCAGUUUUUAAGUUUAAUUUUUAAGUAGACCAUUUUUUGUUUAAUUUAAAUUAUUUGCUUUAAUUAUAAAGAAAGUAAUAAAAAAACCUAAAUUUAAAGGCAGUUUUGUAAUAGCAGUUACUUGACAUUUUAAGAUCUACUUCUUGAGAUUUAUAAAAUCUCGUUUUCUAAAAAUCAUUUUAAGGUUUAUAAUAAAAAUCAACGUUUUCUGGACUUACCUUUUAAAGGGAUUCGGCUUUUUCAUAAAACCUGCAACGAAAGGAAAAUAAAAAAAAUUAAAAAAUAUUUAAAGGAAAAGUUUUUCUAGAAGUUGGUCCAAACUAGAUCUAGUUUUUAUAGAAAACAAUGUUCCGUAGAAGAGCAAGUUUUUAUAGAAAACUUUGGCUCCAUACUAGAGCAAAGUGUAGAGGAAGUUUUUUUUAAGUAAAACUUGCUCUCGACUAGAGGAAGUUUUUGUCGAAAAUGUUACUCUAGAUUACAGGAAGUUUUUAUAGGAAAUGUUGCUCCAGACUAGAGGAUGUUUUUAUAAGAAAUGAGAGGAAGUUUUUAUACGUAAACUUGCUCUGGACUAGAGAAAGUUUUUAUAGAAAAACUUGCUCUAGUCUUGAGGAAGUUUUUAUAGGAAAACUUGCUCUAAACUAGAGGCAGUUUUUAUAGGAAAACUUGGUUAGAGGCUAGAGGCAGUUUUUAUAGGAA
Lucilia sericata (common green bottle fly) is the source of this 4067-nucleotide messenger RNA. RefSeq names its product calcium-transporting ATPase type 2C member 1-like. NCBI's taxonomy places the organism in Eukaryota, Metazoa, Arthropoda, Insecta, Diptera, Calliphoridae. Gene Ontology annotation, biological process: calcium ion transmembrane transport; manganese ion transport; intracellular calcium ion homeostasis. The coding region runs from base 26 to 2731 and encodes 901 amino acids. The record is from RefSeq and is a predicted model, not a curated record. Gene Ontology annotation, molecular function: P-type calcium transporter activity; ATP hydrolysis activity; ATP binding. Gene Ontology annotation, cellular component: plasma membrane; endoplasmic reticulum; Golgi membrane. The transcript has 3 exons.